Molecule: messenger RNA, 4375 nt
Organism: Acanthoscelides obtectus
Lineage: Eukaryota; Metazoa; Arthropoda; Insecta; Coleoptera; Chrysomelidae
Source: the annotation of a GenBank genome assembly
AUGAGCCACCUACCAUUUAACACAAACACCUUAUAUUUCCAGACUGGAGGCCCACCAUUUGGCAGUACAGGAUAUCCAACGGAAAGCUCAACUUGGCCGGCGUCGACGACAGAAUUUGGUCCAUUCACUGAAAGUACCACAAUUUAUCCAACUACUCAAGGACCGUACGGCCCACAAGGACAAGGUCCAAUAGUGCCGCAAGAACCUCAAAGACCUGUAUCGGGUGGACCAACGGGUAGUCAAGGACAAGGACCACAGGGUUCAUUGCCACCUCAAGGACAAGGACCACAGGGUUCAUGGCCACCACAAGGACAAGGACCCCAGGGUUCAUGGCCACCACAAGGACAAGGACCAGCUGGACAACAGCCACAAGGACAAGUACCACAGGGUUCAUCGCCACCGCAAGGACAGGGACCACAGGGUUCAUCGCCACCACAAGGACAAGGACCACAGGGUUCUUGGCCACCACAAGGACAAGGACCAGCUGGACAACAGCCACAAGGACAAGUACCACAGGGUUCAUCGCCACCGCAAGGACAGGGACCACAGGGUUCAUCGCCACCACAAGGACAAGGACCACAGGGUUCAUGGCCACCACAAGGACAAGGACCAGCUGGACAACAGCCACAAGGACAAAUACCACAGGGUUCAUCGCCACCGCAAGGACAGGGACCACAGGGUUCAUCGCCACCACAAGGACAAGGACCACAGGGUUCAUGGCCACCACAAGGACAAGGACCAGUAGGACAGCAGCCUCCUCACGGUCAAGGACCACAGGGUUCAUGGCCAUCUCAAGGACAAGGACCACAGGGUUCAUCGCCACCGCAAGGACAGGGACCACAGGGUUCAUCGCCACCACAAGGACAAGGACCACAGGGUUCAUGGCCACCACAAGGACAAGGACCAGUAGGACAGCAGCCUCCUCACGGUCAAGGACCACAGGGUUCAUGGCCAUCUCAAGGACAAGGACCACAAGGUUCAUCGCCACUACAAGGACAAGGACCACAGGGUUCAUGGCCACCACAAGGACAAGGACCAGCUGGACAACAGCCACAAGGACAAAUACCACAGGGUUCAUCGCCACCGCAAGGACAGGGACCACAGGGUUCAUUGUCACCACAAGGACAAGGACCACAGGGUUCAUGGCCACCACAAGGACAAGGACCAGUAGGACAGCAGCCUCCUCACGGUCAAGGACCACAGGGUUCAUGGCCAUCUCAAGGACAAGGACCACAGGGUUCAUCGCCACCACAAGGACAAGGACCACAGGGUUCAUGGCCACCACAAGGACAAAUACCACAGGGUGCAUCGCCGCCACAAGGACCUGUAGGACAACAGUCACCUCAAGGACAAAUACCACAGAGUUCAUCGCCACCUCAAGGACAAGGACCACAGGGUUCAUGGCCACCACAAGGACAAGGGCCAGUAGGACAACAGCCACCUCAAGGGCAAGGACCACAGGGUUCAUGGCCACCACAAGGACAAGGACCAGCUGGACAACAGCCUCAAGGACAAAUACCUCAGGGUUCAUCGCCACCACCAGGACAAAUACCACAGGGUUCAUCGCCACCACAAGGACCAGUAGGACAACAGCCACCUCAAGCACAAGUACCACAGGGUUCAUCGCCACCGCAGGGUUCAUCGCCACCACAAGGACAAGGACCACAGGGUUCAUGGCCAGCACAAGGACAAGGACCAGCUGGACAACAGCCACAAGGACAAAUACCACAGGGUUCAUCGCCACCACAAGGACAAGGACCACAGGGUUCAUGGCCACCACAAGGACAAAUACCACAGGGUUCAUCGCCGCCACAAGGACCUGUAGGACAACAGUCACCUCAAGGACAAAUACCACAGGGUUCAUUACCACCACAAGGACAAAUACCACAGGGGUCAUCGCCGCCACAAGGACCAGUAGGACAACAGCCACCUCAAGGACAAAUACCACAGGGUUCAUUACCACCACAAGGACAAAUACCACAGGGGUCAUCGCCGCCACAAGGACCUGUGGGACAACAGCCACCUCAAGGACAAAUACCACAGGGUUCAUGGCCACCACAAGGACAAGGACCAGUAGGACAACAACCACCACAAGGACCACAGGGUUCAUUACCAUCACAAGGACAAAUACCUCAGGGUUCAUCGCCGCCACAAGGACCAGUAGGACAACAGCCAUCUCAAGGACAAGGACCGCAGGGUUCGUGGCCACCACAAGGACAAGGGUCGGUAGGACAACAGUUACCCCAAGGACAAUUACCACAGGGUUCGUCGCCGCCACAAGGACAAAACCCGGUAGGACAACAGUCGCCACAAGGACAAAUACCACCGGGUUCAUAUCCACCACAAGGACAAGGACCGAUAGGACAACAGUCACCUCAAGGUCAAGGACAAGGACAAGGUUCACAGGGCCAACCAGGUCAAGCAAUACCAGGAGCAACUACUAGUCCACCGUGGGGCUACGAAACAACUCCAAAUCCAGCUCAGGGUACCACCGACUUAGCUCUUACUACGAGUAGUCCAAGCGGAGAAUCGGCAAUGGAACCAUGCCCCAUAAGUCAACUUGAAGGAGAUCAAAUUGCUUUGGUGUGUCCCACAGGAUUCCGAAGACACCCGAAAUACUGCAACCUGUUUUACCAAUGCACGAAGGGAUCAUCUAGCCUACACGAUUAUAAGAUUCUAGUCCUCAGUUGCCCUGAUGGAUUACUGUAUGAUGAUGAUAAGGUUCAAUGUCUGCCUCAGAACGAGACGAAGACCUGCAAAGGAGAAAUCGCCACCAGCAGCCUCUAUCGAAUGCUCAAUGAGAACUUCAUACCCCCGAUCCCGGUGCCUCGAGGUCCUCUAUGUCCAAGCGAGGGGUAUCGCGAACUAGAACCAGCAGCUUGCUCCACAAACUUCGUCCGCUGCAGUCUAACUCCUAGUUGGAGAAUGGAGGGGUACCUUUAUCAAUGUCCUGCAGGAUUCGCGUACUGGCACAUCAGCAGGAUGUGCGAAAGGACCUCCAAGUUGCUGCAAUGCAACGGAUUCGACGUGUUCCGCACCAGGUGGGAGAUUCCCGUUGAGUACACAAACGCUUCGUAUAGGAGGAGGAAGAGUGCUUACACCACGUUCUAAGUCAAUUUUUUCAAUACAGAUAAUAAGCAUUCGAAGCCUGGAAAAAUAACCGAACGGUGAUAUAUUGCAGUCGGAGAAACAUACGUAUGUAGUCAAAUCGAAAUGGAUGAAUGUAAAUAAUAUAAAUCGAGUAGUAACGGUAGUUAAGGCAGAGUAUCCAUGAGUCUCAAACUAUAUCUUGAAAUAAUGAAUAUCAUUUAUUGGUGUCCCAAUUUUUAAGAAUAUUUGUAACAUGUGGCAACCAUGUAACCAACUUUUGUUACGUAGUUCCGCCGUCCGUCACCUGCGUUACUGUUUAGUUUAGUUGGAAUGGAAGUCGCGCACAGUUAAAGAGCAGAUCCUUUAUUUAAACAAUUAAUUUGACAAGUAACUACAGCGUGGGUUCAAACUUGUCGACAUGACAAUUGACAUCUCCAGACAUUGACAUGACGCAAGUCAGGGGCCAUUCAGGCAGGGUUGCCAAGUCAACUCGAAAUGGAUGAAUUUCGUGGAUUCGUUUUUAUUAGGUCUACAAUUUUCUUUGCAAAUCCAUACGAUUUGUUGUUUACGAAUGUAAAGAAUAUAAAUCGAGUAGCAACGGUAGUUAAGGCAGAGUAACCAUGAGUCUCAAACUAUAUCUUGAAUAAUAAUGAAUCUCAUUUAUUGGUGUACCAAUUUUUAAGAAUAUUUGUAACAUGUGGCAACCAUGUAACGACCUUUUGUUACGUAGUUCCGCCGUCCGCCACCUGCGUUACUGUUUAGUUUAGUUGGAAUGGAAGUCGCGCACAGUUAAAGAGCAGAUCCUUUAUUUAAACAAUUAAUUUGUGAAGCGUGGGUUCAAACUUGACAUGACAAUUGACAUCUCUAGACAUUGACAUGACACAAGUCAGGGGAAAUUCAGGCAGGGUUGCCAAGCUUUCAAUCUUCUAGUCAAGCUAAUACAUUAACAGUUACGACCAUCGAUGUGUAUAUUUCAUUUUUUUAAUAUAGAAACUGUCACUCAUAUCGACUCGCUAUUUAAUCUGAAAUCAGAACCCAUCGUUAUCGAAAAUACAGUCAACUGUUUACCAAAGUAAAAUAAUCUCAACCUUUUGAAGGAAGUAUAAUACUCAAAGCUUAUUCAACAUUGUUAAGUUCUUUACAUGGUUGCCAGAUGUUACAAAUAAUCUGAACUCCAACUAAGAUUUUAACACUAGCAUAGAAUGUUUCAAAGUUUUAAAUAUAUUUGACAAAAUACGCGCAAGUAAACGUGUUGAUUUUGUGAUAUACUACGACAAUGCUACCC